CACGUGCCCAAACGAAUUUGAGGUUGGUUUUGUGAUUGAGUUAUCCGGACAUACAUGAUUAGAAAAUCAACAUGGUUGUUCUAAAAGAAAUAUUGAAGCAAUCGGAACAAGAAUCUCUUAAAUAUAAAUCUAUCGACGUACAAAAGCAUUUGGAGGUACAAUUAGAUGUGGGAAGUCUAUUAGCGGCCGAUCCAAACGUUUUGGACGAACAAAGUUUAAAACGAAAUAAAGAUAGCUACUUAUUAGAUUUAACGAGAGACAACGUUCAACUUCUGUUCAAUAAGGUUUGGGACCUCCCAACAGAAAGAGUAGAAGAAGCCAUUGUUGCUAAAUUACCACCUGCAAAAUAUAUACUCCCCAGAAGUAAACCUUGUCCGAAACCUAGAGCUCUCACGAAAUGGGAACAAUUCGCGAGAGACAAGGGUAUUCAGAAAAAGAAGAAGUCUAAACUGACCUGGGAUGACCAGUUGAAGAAAUGGGUCCCUAGGUUCGGAUUCAAGAAAGUUAAAGCCGAUAAAGAGAAAGAUUGGGUGAUCGAAGUGCCCCAAAAUGCCGAUCCUAUGGAGGAUCAGUUCGAGAAAAAGGCGAUGGCUAAAGGUGAAAGAAUAGCCAAAAACGAAUUGCAACGAUUGAGAAACAUAGCAAAAGCGAAAAAUGUGAAAGUUCCCAGGUUUGGAGUUCUAGAUCCUGAAAAAUCUUCAUCCAAAGAUAUACUUGCUGCAAUCACAGUUGCGAAAGCCUCUACAGCAAGUGUUGGGAAGUUUCAAGAUAAAUUACCGCGUGAAAAAGAAGCUCGAGGCAUUGCCACAAUCACGCCAGGUGCUUCUAACAGAAAAAGGAAACUACCUCCAGUCUCAGCAGAGGAUGAAAAAGCCUUAAAUUUAUCUAUUGCAAAUUCUGUUCUAAACAAACGACCCAAAUUAGAUAUAGAGAAGGCGGUCUCCAAACAGAUACGAACUGGACCAUCAAACAUGGAAGAUGACGAUGAUGCUGCUCCUGGCAGAAAGAAGAGCAAAGGUGGUAAGAAAAGUAAUGCUCCGAAGAGUACCAAGGGAAAAAAACCUAAAAGUACUGGACAAAGGAAAGGAAAAGGAGGUGGUAAGGGGACAGGUAGGAAAAGGCGUUAAAAGGUUUUAUCGAGUUGUAGCCUCAUGAGUUAGAAGCUACGAGUUCAGAACGUUAUUGGAAAGAAAAGGUUCAAUAUCUUUUACCUUCUUUCCACACUCUAUUUGUAAAUAAUCUAUAAAUUAAGACUACUAUAGGUUAUACCAUUAUUCAUAUUCUUAAAAUAUAAAUAGUUAGUUUAUAUUUUAGAGUUCAGUUUUUUAAGAUAGAAUAUUUCUCUUUAUCUAUUUAAUUUAGAUAACAUGAUGAAGUAUUUAAUGUUUGUACUGAAGUAUAGUUGUGUAAAUAAAAUGGAAAUAUCGAUUUCAA
This is a messenger RNA of Coccinella septempunctata (seven-spotted ladybird), 1434 nucleotides long. RefSeq names its product ribosome biogenesis regulatory protein homolog. Lineage: Eukaryota; Metazoa; Arthropoda; Insecta; Coleoptera; Coccinellidae. Gene Ontology annotation, biological process: ribosome biogenesis; ribosomal large subunit export from nucleus; endonucleolytic cleavage in ITS1 to separate SSU-rRNA from 5.8S rRNA and LSU-rRNA from tricistronic rRNA transcript (SSU-rRNA, 5.8S rRNA, LSU-rRNA). The record is from RefSeq and is a predicted model, not a curated record. The transcript is spliced from 4 exons. Bases 72 to 1127 code for a protein of 351 amino acids. Gene Ontology annotation, molecular function: protein binding. Gene Ontology annotation, cellular component: nucleolus; preribosome, large subunit precursor; nucleus.